This is a messenger RNA of Tripterygium wilfordii, 1499 nucleotides long. RefSeq names its product phytochrome-associated serine/threonine-protein phosphatase. The record is from RefSeq and is a predicted model, not a curated record. Gene Ontology annotation, biological process: peptidyl-serine dephosphorylation. Gene Ontology annotation, molecular function: protein serine/threonine phosphatase activity. The coding region runs from base 183 to 1094 and encodes 303 amino acids. Gene Ontology annotation, cellular component: cytoplasm. The transcript is spliced from 10 exons. Lineage: Eukaryota; Viridiplantae; Streptophyta; Magnoliopsida; Celastrales; Celastraceae.
CCCCGAACACAAGAAUAAGGACCAGAUCUGUUCCCGAUUGGCCGCCUGCUUGGUAUUUUUCACAAUUCAAAUUUUCUUUCUUGUAAUCUCCUUUUCUUUUUUCCUUUUCUCGUUGGGGUUUAACCAGAAACUGAGGAGAGGAUUGAAUCCAGCAACGAAGAGGGGGAAUCGAAAUCGAGGAGAUGGAUUUGGAUCAGUGGAUAUCGAAGGUGAAGGAAGGGCAGCAUCUAUUGGAGGACGAGCUUCAGCUUCUCUGCGAAUACGUGAAAGAUAUCCUUAUUGAAGAGUCCAAUGUACAGCCUGUCAACAGUCCGGUCACUGUUUGUGGUGAUAUUCAUGGCCAGUUUCAUGAUUUAAUGAAACUCUUUCAGACUGGAGGUCAUGUACCAGAGACGAAUUAUAUAUUUAUGGGUGACUUUGUUGAUCGAGGUUACAAUAGUCUUGAAGUUUUCACCAUUCUUUUGCUUCUGAAAGCAAGAUACCCUGCCAAUAUUACUCUUUUACGCGGAAAUCAUGAAAGCCGACAACUAACUCAGGUAUACGGUUUCUAUGACGAGUGUCAGAGAAAGUAUGGAAAUGCUAAUGCAUGGCGGUAUUGUACGGAUGUUUUUGACUAUCUUACGCUGUCCGCGAUUAUAGAUGGAACUGUGCUUUGUGUCCAUGGUGGUCUUUCACCUGACAUACGGACUAUUGAUCAGAUAAGGGUAAUUGAAAGGAAUUGUGAAAUUCCACAUGAAGGGCCAUUCUGUGAUCUCAUGUGGAGUGAUCCUGAAGAUAUUGAAACAUGGGCAGUAAGUCCACGUGGAGCAGGUUGGCUGUUUGGGUCCAGAGUUACUUCUGAGUUCAACCACAUAAACAAUCUGGAUCUAGUUUGCAGAGCACAUCAACUUGUACAAGAGGGUCUUAAAUACAUGUUUCAAGAUAAAGGCCUAGUGACUGUGUGGUCUGCGCCAAAUUACUGUUACCGUUGUGGGAAUGUAGCUUCUAUAUUGAGCUUCAAUGAGAAUAUGGAGAGGGAAGUGAAGUUUUUUACUGAAACAGAGGAGAACAACCAGAUGCGAGGGCCGAGGUCAGGGGUGCCAUACUUCUUAUGAUCUGCGGGAGCCAUCGUCUGGAUCAAUUGUAAAAUCACCCUAUUACUGUGGCUGGCUUUUAAGGAAAGAAGUAAUGAGAAAGAUUGGAUAGAUCUUAAACUUCAUUGUUUGCAGGAGGAAGAGAUGGUGGGAAAUUUUUUCUGUAAAGUCCAGGCUGCGUUCCGGUUGUGGGUCGUGUAUGAUGGUUGCAAUAUGUUAACUUGCAUAUUUAUCGAUUAGUUUUUUUCUUUUCUUUUCUUUUCUUACUGGUAUGUUCUUCCUUCAACAUGCUUUUUUAAUUCGUGGGUUGUGUAUUAGUGUAAUUUUUUUACUUUUCCAACUAUCCUCCAUUGCUACAUGUUUUACAUUCCAGAAUUUCUUUUGUUUUUUCUUUUUUUUUUUGGAAGUGUUAAAAUAGUUCUUGCA